This is a messenger RNA of Diaporthe amygdali, 1410 nucleotides long. RefSeq names its product DHHC zinc finger domain-containing protein. The record is from RefSeq and is a predicted model, not a curated record. The transcript is spliced from 4 exons. Bases 1 to 1410 code for a protein of 469 amino acids. NCBI's taxonomy places the organism in Eukaryota, Fungi, Ascomycota, Sordariomycetes, Diaporthales, Diaporthaceae.
AUGUUCACCUUGCGGGGCUGCGCAACCUGCUUGGACUGGGUUCUGAAUGACCCGGCCGGCGGGUGGUUGUUCAUCCUCGGUCUCCUGGUUUACCUCGCCGUGUCUUCCUGGUCUGUGGGGUAUGAGUUUGCUUUCACGCAACUCUGGAAUGUCGCCGGUGGUCACCUCUGGUUGGGGCCGUCUGGGCAAUCGACGGGCUCGAAGGCCGGCGCUGUUGGUGUCUGGGUCGGGCUAGGGCUAGUCCGCACCUGGUUCCUUCUCUGCUGGGCCAUCGCCGUCGUACGGUCUCUUUCGCCAAGGUCGGAUGCUCGGCUGCGUGGGCGCCCAUCCGUCCACCAAUGCGACUUCUUCAUAUGGGGGCAACGUCCUGCUAUCUAUCGCGACAAUGCAAGGCGGUUCCGAUUUUGCAAGCUCGGCUGCCGGGCUCGGGGCGAGCCACUUGCAGAUCGCGUCUACCAUUGCUCGUAUUUUGCAACGUUGCAGGCAAAGGGGCAGCGAAUGGAUGCCAGUCUGUGCACGAUCAAGCCAUACCUGCUUACCAUCCUCUUCCUGCUCCUUGACGCCUUGAGCGUGAUCAUAAUUUCCUUCAUCGCCAUCUCGAGAAACGCAAGCUCCUCCGCCUUGGCUCAUGCUCCGGCGGUGACUAGGGCCGUCGCCGUCGUCAUCUUCCUGGCGAGCAGCAUGCUGUGGCAAAAGUUUCGAGAUCUAGCGCUAAGGAAUGUCACGACUCCGGAGAAAUCCCAUCUACGUAUGGUCGGCUGUUUACCUGGAGGUUAUUGGUUCGCGCUUUUGCCCGAACACCCCGGCGACGCUCCGAUCAUCGCGCAUUUUCCCGGUAACCCUUGGGACCUAGGUUGGAGGCGGAAUCUCGGCCAAGUCUUUGGUACGAGGCUCUGGGAUUGCUUGCUGCCGUGGACUCAGCCGCCCAGAGUUCGUCUCUACACCGACCCUCGCCACGUUACCGACUUCGAAAUGUCAGACGCUUUUUGGGAAUGGGUUUCAGACAAAAGGGAGAACCGGCUCCGUGCUGCUGGAUCGGAGUCUGCUUCUUCUGGACAGGAGCGGGAGUCGGAUGCAGCGGGCACAUCGAUCGUCUUUGCUGGGGCAUCGACUGUUGCCUUCUCGCCUGUGUCGUCUCCGCGGUCUCUCUCUUUAGCACGUCCACCCACAUCUCCACCACCCCGUGCCCCACACGAAAUCCCUCUCCCCUCAUCUCCCACAACAAGUCAACUCAGGGACCAAGACAUCAUCACGGCUUGGUCAUACAACGUCCACAUGUGGCCUCAGAACAUCAUCUUCACCAUCGAACUCAACAAUGUUCUAUCACAGCCACCUCCAGCAUUGCUUGAGAUACUUCUCACUUCUCCAGCAUCGCGCUUCACACUCAUCUCAGCGCCCCAAAUCCAGUAA